Molecule: messenger RNA, 993 nt
Organism: Aplosporella prunicola CBS 121167
Lineage: Eukaryota; Fungi; Ascomycota; Dothideomycetes; Botryosphaeriales; Aplosporellaceae
Exons: 1
Coding region: 233-859 (208 amino acids)
Source: RefSeq, a predicted model, not a curated record
AAUCUCGCGCUGCCUAUUCGCGUCUAUACCCCGCAACGUAGAGAAUGAAAAGCGGGGAGACACGGCAUGACAGGUUGGCCGAAUCAAGCCAUGGAGCCACCUCCCCCAGUGGUUUGGGGUUGCGAUUGAUGCUGCGUGUCAGCCCAUCAGACCAUUGGGUGUGCCUGCUCGGAUUUCUCGGAUCUGCGCCGCACCGGAACGCGACAAUUGCGCGCUCCGGGCUCGCAAAACCAUGCUGCUAGAAAGGAAAGCGAAGCGAACUAGAAGGGGAAAAAAGGCUGACAAAGGAGCUGGAAGGCAGAGUGGAAGUGGCUGCCCAAUCAUCGAUCUGCGGUGGUGUGGCGAUCAACGUCGUUUGCGUGUAAUGCGCUGGAAAUGUGGGGAGAGGCUUGAGUGUUGCGAGCGCUGGGCGCGGUUUGGCGAUAGCGGAGUAAGCCGGCUCGCGAGGGGGUCAGUUCGGGUGAGACGGGAGGCAAAGAAAGGAAACAACUACACCAAACGCGCAAACAUGUGGUGUUGCUUGGAUACGACUGUGGAGAGCUUACUCAUGGCCACACCAACGUGUCCAACGAGUGACAUCCCCACACGGGCCGGUCAGGCUUCCAUGUCAGGCAGGGAACCGACUGGCGUUAUGUACAAGGGCUUUUGCGUCGCCGCGAAAACGGUCGAUGCGGGCAUGCGCAUGUCGCACGUCGUUUUGAGACACGACCGGCUUAUGCCGUUGCACCAGGCAACGGCGUGGAAAUGGGGGUUCAGGGCGGUCGCUCGACGUCGAAAAAAGCCUUGGUUUCACCUCGCACGACCCUCCCAAUCGGGCCGCGUCUCCCCCGGAACGGGGUCCGCAGGGGGUCAGCUCUGACGCUGGAGUUGGAGGCGGAGGUUGGAGGCGGGAGAAGUCAGUGUGUCGAGGAGAAGGGCCGAAGGGCGCGGAGCGGAGGGCUAAGAGUGGAGUCUGCGAUGAUUUUCCCGAAUUUCCCUUCGCGACAAUGUCGU